Aspergillus ibericus CBS 121593 is the source of this 315-nucleotide messenger RNA. It is a transcript of the gene nhp6, whose product is annotated as high-mobility group nucleosome-binding protein. The transcript is spliced from 4 exons. NCBI's taxonomy places the organism in Eukaryota, Fungi, Ascomycota, Eurotiomycetes, Eurotiales, Aspergillaceae. The coding region runs from base 1 to 315 and encodes 104 amino acids. The record is from RefSeq and is a predicted model, not a curated record.
AUGCCUAAGGAGAAGACCACCACCCGCAAGACCAAGGCUCGCACCACUGAGCGCAGAAAGAAGGAUCCCAACGCCCCCAAGCGUGGUCUUUCCGCUUACAUGUUCUUUGCCAACGAGAACCGCGAGAAGGUUCGCGAGGAGAACCCCGGCAUUUCCUUCGGCCAGGUCGGUAAGAUGCUCGGAGAGAAGUGGAAGGGUCUGAGCGAUGAGGACCGCCGCCCCUACGAGGAGAAGGCUGCUGCCGAUAAGAAGCGUUACGAAGACGAGAAGGCCAGCUACAAUGCUGCUGCUGAGGAGGACGAGGAGUCAUCCUAA